This is a messenger RNA of Suillus clintonianus, 315 nucleotides long. RefSeq lists its product as uncharacterized. NCBI's taxonomy places the organism in Eukaryota, Fungi, Basidiomycota, Agaricomycetes, Boletales, Suillaceae. The transcript has a single exon. The record is from RefSeq and is a predicted model, not a curated record. The annotation marks the transcript as partial.
ACCGAGUCAGAUCAUCCUGCAUCCUCAGACAAUCACUUCAUUUGCUUCUCGCCCAACUCCAUCCAUGCGCUGUGCGACACUUCUGAGUUAAUGGAGGAAGAAUCCCAUGACGACCGCAGUUCAACCCAUUUGUCACUGAAUGGUGACAGUGGAUGGGUGGUAGGGCCCAAACAUAGGCUGUUAUUCUGGGUACCACCUGCUUCUCGACAUUCAUUUUAUAGUACUGGGACUGCAUUGGUGAUACCCAGAGGUCCUGAGCUUGAUUUGAGCCGCAUGGCACAUGGACGACACUGGCAAAAGUGCCGAGAGGAGUGA